AUGGCUACUGUUGAAGCUCGCGGACGUGGCAGGGGAAGGGGUCGUGGCCGUGGACGUGGCCGCGGCCGCGGCGGCGCCGUCGCCCCUGAAGUAACUCAGCAUGAGGAGACUAGCCCAUCUCCUUCAUCGUCCUCGGACGAAGAUAUCGAACUCGACGACAUCGAGCUUGAGGAGCUCGAGGCUGCUGAGGCUCUUCUGGACCCUGGCGCUACGAACAUCGGCCCAACGGCCACCGGUCUUCAUCGCACUGCCGACGUUCAACAUUUCUUCCAGUCGCUCGAGGUUAACGGCAAGGUUCACGACUACUGCACUCACUGCAUCGAAAGCCCUGCGUUUGCCGCGUGUGACCUUUGCAGGGACCGUGAUCGCGCAACAAGCGGCGCAACCCUCAAUGGCAAGAAGGUGAACUUCAAGUAUUCGAAGACCUCCAGCACGACCACCAAGCGCGGACAUCUGGCCAAGCAUCAUCCCGACUCCAUCGGUCACGGCAUCCGUGAAGGCACCUGGCCAAUGCACGCCAUCUACUCGAACAAUGUCGACGUCGAACAUAUCAGCAACGAGACCCAGGUCGAGGCUUAUAGCCAGGACUCGUUCCGCAACGCCCUCAUCAGGUUCAUCACGGCGAACGACGUGAGCAUCCAAACGAUCGAACGCCCCGAGUUUCGUGCACUUCUUCGUAUGCUCCGGCCUAGCCUGAGGGACUCGGAUAUCCCAAAGCGCACUCACAUGCGUCACCUCAUUGUCAAAGAUUGGGCUGUUCGCCAUGCCGCACUUGCUCUCCGCCUCUCUUCUGCUCUCGGGCGUAUCUCGUUGACAUUGGACGCUUGGACAGACUUCACCCAACGUCCGUACCUCGCGGUGACCGCGCACUACCUCGCACGCACCGACCCUACCGUUGUCGAUCCUGGUAUCGAGCUCAAGACAGAAGUCAUCGCGUACCAUUACUUUCCCUCCUCUCAUACGGGCCAGAACAUGGCCGUUCUCGUCAAGGCCAUCCUCGAUCGUGUUGGCAUCUCGCGCCAGGUUGGUUACCUGACGAUGGACAACGCGUCGAACAAUGAUUCGAUGAUGUCAACCCUCGCUGGCAUGCUGCGCCGCCACGGCCACAACCCUGACUUCCACCCCAAGGAAAGCCGCAUUAGGUGUUUUGCUCAUGUCUUGAACCUCGCCGUGCAAGCUGUCAUCAAGCACAUUGGCGCGCCGCCGUCUGACACGGUCGUGGUGGCUCCUUUCCAGGGUGCAAUGCUGACUGCGGAUGAUGAAUCUCAUCAGACGAUCGAGGACGCCAUCGCCCGUCAGCCAUUGUCAAUUGCCCGCGCGUUUUUCAGGGCAUUGAAGCGCAACCCGCGGGUUCUCGAGGCCUUCUUCGCAAUUGUCGACGAGCGCAACGCCCGGCUCGGGCCGAAUGCUAAGGACGAGGACAAGAUGAAGAAGAAGAAGCCACUCUUGGACACCCCCACCCGCUGGGACUCAACCUACCUUCUCAUCGAAAGGAUCCUCUACUACAAAGAGGCAAAGAACAUCGAGUACAAGAAGUAUCGCCUCUCGCCCGUCGAGUGGACCAUUCUCGAGCACGUCAAGAAGAUCCUGGAGCCGGCUCACAGGAUGACCACCACUCUGACGUCAAGUGCGACUCCUACUCUCUGCCGCAUGAUUGGUACCUAUGAGUUGCUCUUGACAUGCUGGGGAUUCCUGCGCCGGGCCUACCCGCACUUCGAGGCGCAACUCGGCGAAGGCAUCGCUCUCUUGACACGCUAUUAUGUCCGCAGCGAGGAAACGACCGCUCACGCAUUCGCGAUGCUUCUCAACCCUGCCAUCAAAGAUAUGUACCUCUUGACGAACUGGACCCCGGAAGCGCGCCAGGCAGUGAUGGACAAGUUCUUCGCCCGGCUCGGCAAAUACCAACAACGCUUGCAGGUCAACCAACCUCCUCCGCCAGACGACGGCGCGACGGGCAGCGUGAUUAUCCGCAACGCGUUCGGUUCUGAAUUCGAGGACAUGGCCAAGUUGAUGGCGGAGCACGGCACGGAUCUCGCAGCACAGUUUGUGGCACCCACGCCCUCUCAGAAUGCGCCCGCCUCCACUGUCGACGCCGAGUGGCACGAUUAUCGCUCUCUGAGUACGCUUCCCGAGGACAAAGAUGGAUCCGACACUUCCCCCACCCUCAAGUUCUGGCAUCAACACCGUGAACGCCUGCCCACGCUCUUCGCAAUGGCGAUGGAUGUUCUCCCCGCCCAGUCCACGAGCGUCCCGUGCGAGCAGCUCUUCUCCUCCGGCGUGGACACGAUGACGAAGAAAAGGAACCGCAUCUCCCCGGACUUGAUGGAGAUCCUCCAGAUGCUUAAAUUCGUGUAUCGCAAGGAGCGCAUCAAUUUCACCGCCCACCACAGGGUUCUCGACAUCGAGGUUGAGACAGCGCCGACACAGGAUCACGUGGAGCCGCAAGACAACGCCCUCGUCCUCUACGCUUCUUCUGCCGAGCGUGCUUUGCGGGCCGGCGGCACCGCCGCCGCCGCCACCCUGGCAUUGUCUACGUCCAUUGGCGAAGUCGACGCAGAGCUUGAACUCGUCGAGCUGGCGCGCGCCGCUGUUGGGGUGAGGUAUGGCUUCUAG
This is a messenger RNA of Peniophora sp. CBMAI 1063, 2613 nucleotides long. The record is from the annotation of a GenBank genome assembly. Lineage: Eukaryota; Fungi; Basidiomycota; Agaricomycetes; Russulales; Peniophoraceae.